AUGGAAGACCCGAGGUAUGAAGAUCACAACUCACUUGACGAGCUCACAGACAACUCAUCAGAUGAGUUGAAAGACUUGCAAAAAGAGUAUGAGAUAAAAUUGAAACAGCUUUUGGAGAAAAAGAGGGCCGACAAAGAGUACAAGAAACGGCAGCAUGAACAACAAACAAGAAGGCAGGUUCUUAACUCACCGCAGAAGAAAAUCGAGAAACCAGCUACUAAGAUACCAUCUUCACCGAUUCAAGGACAUAACAGGAGCAUUCCUGAAACAACCACCAACGUUCAAUCGAAGAAGCCAUCAAACUCUUGGAAAGCAGACGUUGUCAAAAAUUCUAACUUUAUAAGCCAUCUAUACGAUUCUUACAAAGGCGAUCGUGAAAAAAUUGAUUUCGAAAAUAGAGUAUUCGAAUUCAAAGAUAAACCACGAAGAGCAGAUAUAGACGUCGAAGAAUUUGAUGAUCUCUGUCAUGAGCAUUUGAGGAAGAGAUACUUGAAAGAAGAGGCCUUAAAAAGCUUGUUAAAGCAUGUAAGAUUACUUAAGGUGGAGAAAUUAUUGGCAAAAGUUUCUCCGCCACGAUAUGACGAUCCAGAUUAUGAAAAUUGGGCAUUCUUGGGUUUCAUUGUGCACAAGUCAGAUCCCAAGCAAGGAAAAGAUGGAAAAAAGUUUUUGAAGGUAUCGGUUGGAAACUUUUCCCAAACAGUGGAUGUAAUGUUUUUUGGUAAAGCAUUUGAGAAAAACUGGAAACUUAAAGAGGGUGAUUUGGUGGCUAUUUUGAAUCCGCAGAUCAAUAAAUUCACACCGCCUUACAAAGGUUUUAAUCUACGAAUAUGUGAUGACUUAGACUCUAUCCUUGAAAUAGGCUCUAUUAAGCAUUUUGGGUAUUGUUCAGCCAUGAAUCUGAGUAAUAUAAAGUGUAAUAAGCCCAUUAAUACAAGCAAGUCUCUGAUGUGCGUCUAUCAUUUGGAAAUGAGGUAUAGGAAACAGCAGAGUUCACGAAUGGAACUUAGUGGCAGUGUUCAAAUGAAGUCACCACGUCGGGGUCAAAAGAAACAGUCAAUGUAUCUAAAUAAAGAUGGUAAGGGUGGAUUUAUAGAUUUCAAAACAAUUAAUGAGGAUUCAAAAGUUUAUACUCUGGAUGGUAUACCAAUUGAUAGAUCGAAAUAUCACAGUCCAAGUAUUCUUCAGAAUUUGCAGCAGAAAAGAAGGAAGCUUAAGGACCAAGCUUGCAAUAAGCUAUUGGAAAAGCAGCUUUCUCUGCUUUCUGGAAAUUCAACGGUCAGAAAGUUAGGAUUGGUGAAGAGUACUGCUCCAAAGGAGUCGGAGUGUGUCACGCGAGCCUUUACACCAUCAACUUUAAAUAAGCUAGGAUUCAAUCCAAUAGCUCAAGCUUCAGGUCAGGAUAAAAGACACAAGAAAUCUCAAGAUUUAAAGGAGCUCUAUGAAUUGAGUUUGAAGUCAUCUAAAUCUUUGGAGACUUCUCCCGAGAUGCACUCUUCCAAAAUUCAGAAAUGGAAAAAGAACCAAAAAUCAUUUAAUGAGUACAAGAAUAAAACGCAACACAAAAUACCAAACGAUCUGAAAACGAAAAAACUUAGUACGCAAGAAAUGCAUACAUUAAGCGCUGAAGCAGACUCAUCUGAGGACGAUUUGGAUAUAUCGUUUGAAGACGAGACAUGUAGAAAAGAAUACAUUGAGCGGACUUCGCUUCGACCUCAGCAUCCAUAA
Molecule: messenger RNA, 1725 nt
Organism: Priceomyces carsonii
Lineage: Eukaryota; Fungi; Ascomycota; Pichiomycetes; Serinales; Debaryomycetaceae
Exons: 1
Coding region: 1-1725 (574 amino acids)
Biological process (GO): DNA replication; DNA replication initiation
Cellular component (GO): nucleus; nuclear replication fork
Molecular function (GO): DNA replication origin binding; single-stranded DNA binding
Source: RefSeq, a predicted model, not a curated record